AUGGGAAUCGGCAUCGGCCUUGUCGCCGCGCGCGUCGCCAAGCUCAACGUGCAGGACUGGCGAUUCCUGGACAAGCUGCUGGUCAAGGACAUCGGCAAGGGCAAGCGCGCAUCAGCUCGGUCCGGCAGCAUCCAGGAGAUGAGCCACGCCGACUUUGUGGUCGAGGCACUGUCGGAGCGGCUGCCCGAGGACACGAUCCUGGCCACCAACACGUCGUCGAUCAGCAUCACCAAGAUUGCGUCGGCAGCCAAGCGGCCCGACAACGUCAUUGGCAUGCACUUCAUGAACCCGGUACCGGUGAUGAAGCUGGUCGAGAUCAUCCCCGGCCUGCAGACAUCGCAGGCGACGCUCGACACGACGCUGGCGCUGGCCCACAAGAUGGGCAAGACCACGACCAUGUCGCAGGACGUGCCUGGCUUCAUCGCCAACCGCCUGCUGAUGCCGUACAUCAACGAGGCCAUGAUUGCGCUGCAGGAGGGCAUUGCGUCCAAGGAGGACAUUGACACGACGAUGAAGCUGGGCACCAACAACCCGAUGGGACCGCUGACCCUGGCCGACUUUAUCGGGCUGGACACGUGCCUGGCCAUCAUGAAGGUGCUGCACAACGAGCUGGGCGACUCAAAGUACCGCCCGGCGGUGCUGCUGCAAAAGUACGUCGACGCGGGCUGGCUCGGCGUCAAGAGCGGCAAGGGCAUCUACGACUACCCGGCCAAGAAGUAG
Linderina pennispora is the source of this 720-nucleotide messenger RNA. Its product is annotated as 3HCDH-domain-containing protein. NCBI's taxonomy places the organism in Eukaryota, Fungi, Kickxellomycota, Kickxellomycetes, Kickxellales, Kickxellaceae. Gene Ontology annotation, molecular function: oxidoreductase activity, acting on the CH-OH group of donors, NAD or NADP as acceptor; NAD+ binding. The transcript has 4 exons. Gene Ontology annotation, biological process: fatty acid metabolic process. Bases 1 to 720 code for a protein of 239 amino acids. The record is from RefSeq and is a predicted model, not a curated record.